Molecule: messenger RNA, 705 nt
Organism: Rotaria sp. Silwood2
Lineage: Eukaryota; Metazoa; Rotifera; Eurotatoria; Philodinida; Philodinidae
Source: the annotation of a GenBank genome assembly
AUGGUUGAUGUUCUCUAUUCACUUGUAGAUGUUACUCAACGGUUUGAUCAAUUAGUACUUGACCCAGUUUAUAUUUGUAAUCUUGAUAUGAUCUCUAUGACGAUGAAAUCAUUUUAUAAUUGUAUCUACUCAAUAGACAAUCAAGUUCUUGAUAGAAUUUGUAAAAAUAUUUUACCUCGAAUUCAUCAUCAAGUAAAUGAACUCAUUGUUGACCAACAUUCAAUGGAACGUGUUCUUCUUACUAUCAAUUAUUCUCAACUUUACUCGUUAUCACUUAUAGAUUUUCAAGAAGAUGUACUUCUCAAAUACUUAACAGGUAAUCAAAUUCUUUGCAAGCUUCUUACUGAACAAAUUACAUGUCUUCAAAUUGAUGUUAAGGAUAAUACAACAUCACCACCACUUCCUGAAACUGUUUCGACUGUGUUUGCUUUGAUUUUAUCUUUAUGUAAACAACUAAUCAAGUUAGAUUUCUGCCAAUUCGAUCAUCGAUCAACAAUUUGUCGUUUUGACUUCUCAACUAAUUGCAAGUCUUCAAGUUUGACUACAUUGAAAAUUCAUGUGAAAACUUUCGAUGAUUGUCUUUAUCUACUUGACGAACGUCUCAAUUGUUUAUCAACAUUGAUUAUACAUGUGGAUGAAAUUGCAUAUACAUUAGAAACUAUAGAUAAUACGGUUAGUAUAAUGUCAACUAUUGUCAUUCGAUAG